AGAUUUACAAUCGCAAGAGGAGCUUGUUGGGUCAGGAAGUGGACUUUUAUGUGCCUGUUUUUACUUAAACUCAAAGGAAAGAUGAUGGCCCUUUUAAGUAAACGGUCAUGUUUGGCAAAAAUAAGUGCUAUUUGCCUUGCCGUCACUUUCAUUGCAUUAUUUCUAUAUUUUGAGUCACCUUUGUGUCCAUCUACAUCUACAUUAGCUUAUGAAUUAAACGCUGACGGCACUGACAAGCCCAUCGUCCUGCUGUGGUUCUGGCCUCUUGGUGUGAAGUUUGAUUUCAAAAUCUGCUCAACCUACUUCAACAUUAGUAGCUGCAUACUGACUGAUGAUAGAUCCAUGUACAGCAGAGCAGAAGGAGUCAUUAUCUUCCAUAAAGGUAUCAACUGGUACUGGAAUAACCUUCCCAAGGACCCACGUCCAUCUUUUCAGAAAUGGAUUUGGUUUCACGUGGAAUCUCCGACAAACACACUGAAGAUACCAGGUUUGGAAAACCUGUUCAACUUAACACUGAGCUACAGACGAGACGCCGACAUUGUGGUGAGGAAUGAGGUGACUAUCAAGAAAGAAGAGAUGAAGGACGUCUUUGUUCUGCCCAAGAAAGACAAUCUGUUGUGUUGGAUUGUCAGUAACAAUGCUGCGAGCACUGGAACAAGUACAAGAGAGAAAUAUUACAAUGAACUGUCCAAACAUAUAAAGAUUGAACUGUUUGGUUCUGCACAUACAGGGCGUCGGUUGAGCUAUGAAGACUAUUACCCAACCCUUGCUAGUUGUAAGUUUUACCUCUCAUUUGAGAACUCGCUCCACAAGGACUACUUUGUAGAAAAGGUAAAUGGGCCCCUCGUUGCAGGGUCGGUCCCUGUAGUUAUGGGUCCACCAAGAGAAAACUAUGAGCAGUUUAUUCCCAAUGGCUCCUUCAUUCACAUCAAUGACUUCCCUGACGCAAAAUCACUGGCAGAGUUUCUACAGCAGCUGGACAAGGAUGAUAAAGCAUACAUGGGUUAUUUUGAGUGGAGAAAGUAUUAUAAAGUGGUGCCUCAUCUUUUGUCAAUGCAGAAUGAAUUCAUUCAUCCCAUCUGUCUCGCCUGUGACCACAUUUCAAAAGACAAGGAGUACCAUGUAGUUAAUGACCUUUAUGAGUGGUACUUUACAUGAACACUGCUGUGACAUCAUUUUGUUAGAAGUUAUUAGGCAGUGAAGACACUAAAUAUCUCAGGGUUCUUGGUUGUUGAUUGAAUACUCUUAACAAACUCUUAAUUGGACUUAGUUUAUUGGUUCAUUUUUUAGACAACAAUAAGUUUUCCUUUACUUUGUAAACCAGUUUUGGUGUGUAUCUUCUGCCUUCCUCAGAACUGUUACCUGAUCAUCGUCAUCCAACAUCAACAAAACUUACCAUUACUUUCUGUCUAAAAAAGUUCAGUAGACAUAAUGAAUUUUCACAACAUAAGUCUUAAUUGUUUAUUGUUAUAAUUUAUAAAUUUAAAUAUUUUAUAAAUACAAAUCUGAUUUCUCUACUUUGAGAUGACAGAUGACAAAGAAUCAUGAUCAUAUUCUUAUUUUUUUCCUGUUUCCCAAAAUAAAAGCUUUG
This is a messenger RNA of Solea senegalensis (Senegalese sole), 1591 nucleotides long. RefSeq names its product 4-galactosyl-N-acetylglucosaminide 3-alpha-L-fucosyltransferase 9-like. The transcript is spliced from 2 exons. Gene Ontology annotation, molecular function: alpha-(1->3)-fucosyltransferase activity. The record is from RefSeq and is a predicted model, not a curated record. Gene Ontology annotation, cellular component: membrane. Lineage: Eukaryota; Metazoa; Chordata; Actinopteri; Pleuronectiformes; Soleidae. The coding region runs from base 49 to 1158 and encodes 369 amino acids.